CUCUGUGGCAUCAUUAGAAAGGCUACCCCAGUCAUAGAAAAUGCCCGUGGCAUUUUCCUGAAGUAACCAACCUGUAACUAACACACAAUAGAAAGAAAGACAAAGGCUCUCUGUGAGUUUGAAUAUUGAGAACAUCUGUUUCCAUCUUAAAUGGUUGAUGUAAUGAAUAGACCCUUGUUGACUCCUUCUGUUUCCUAAUUGUUGGUUCUCUGGCUGCUCGUCAUGCACUGCUAAACACACAUACAUAGUCUUUGACUUGGUACUCAAUCUGAUACAUCUCGUCAGAAUCUGAUUAACAACGGGAAGAGCUAUUAAAGGGAGGGAUUCACGACAAAGCAGCAGUACGUGAAAUAGCUGCUGGUUAACAGUUCCUGGCUGAGGAUCAACAUCAACAAUGAAGCUCUUAGCGUUUUGUCUGCUUCUACCGUUGGCGAUGGCGGCAACUGCCCCAAUCAGAGCUCAAAGAGAAAAUGUGCUGAGCUUUCUAAAAGAUUCACUCCCCCCAUCUACAGAAAAGAUCAUACCUGAAAAUGUUACAGCAAACCCUCCAAAUAAAGCAGUGAAAGACCAAGAUUCUGAAGAUACGUCAGAGGCGAGAUCGACAGAGGAUUUAGGCCCCAAUAGAUUUACAGAUUCCUUCAGAGGCCAUGACAGUGAUGAGAUGAUGAGUUCCCAAGUUUUGGACAACGAUAAAGCACCAUCGACAUGGAUAACCAAUGUGGGGACGCAGGUGCGGGACCAGGGCAGUGGGGAGCGCAGUGGGCCACACGGAGCACAGCCAGCAAGCAUAGAGCGGACCGAUGUUAGCGGAGAGCAGGCGCAGGAGGCUCAGGAGGCUCAGGAGCUGGACCACCAAGUGUCUGGCAGCCAAAGAAAGGCAGCACAGGGAAGGGUUCACGGGUCGAAUGGUAUGUUUGCCCCAGGUGGGAGCAGAGAACUGAUGGAUCGGAAUAGUUUGGAGGACAAUGGCAGACCUGCUCCAGUGGGCAACAGAGCAGAUACAGACUAUGCUGAAACCAGGGAGUUUAUCCGCGCUGAAACGCAUCCAAUAGGAGCAAAUGCCCAGUAGCUUCCGCUCUCCAAGAAAGGUUUGAGCCUCCUGGGGAUCGUACAAGGAUUCUAUUUCUUCCUCAUGAUGAGUCAGGGCCUGCCAACUGUUGAGUCAUACGGGCAGCCUGAUUUCUUCCAUUUACAGUUUCUUCUGGGACUUUUUCAUCCCAAUUUAGUUUUUACAUGCAUUUUGUUAUUUGAUCAUGUGAACUAAUCUCAGAAAUAAAGGGGUUUUGACAAUCUUGUGCCACACUUAUGCAUUGAAAAUGGUUAAAGCUGCUACUGAUCGUGUAUGAAAAAUGUUAGAAAAUGAAUUCUGAAACAUGCACAACUAUUUAGAUCA
Pungitius pungitius (ninespine stickleback) is the source of this 1393-nucleotide messenger RNA. RefSeq lists its product as uncharacterized. The transcript has 10 exons. NCBI's taxonomy places the organism in Eukaryota, Metazoa, Chordata, Actinopteri, Perciformes, Gasterosteidae. The record is from RefSeq and is a predicted model, not a curated record. Bases 395 to 1069 code for a protein of 224 amino acids.